Messenger RNA from Aspergillus homomorphus CBS 101889, 1486 nucleotides. RefSeq names its product Zn(II)2Cys6 transcription factor. Gene Ontology annotation, biological process: regulation of DNA-templated transcription. The record is from RefSeq and is a predicted model, not a curated record. The transcript has 3 exons. Gene Ontology annotation, molecular function: zinc ion binding; DNA-binding transcription factor activity, RNA polymerase II-specific. The coding region runs from base 47 to 1438 and encodes 463 amino acids. Lineage: Eukaryota; Fungi; Ascomycota; Eurotiomycetes; Eurotiales; Aspergillaceae.
AUUUACUCUUCAAUAUACCAUGAAUAUAACAGUGACUUGAUCUGAUAUGGUAGCACGCAGUAAGGGCUGCGCACUCUGCGUGCAACGUCGAGUCAGGUGCGACCAACGGCAGCCUGGAUGCGCGAAAUGCGAGGCCUAUGGGAAGCCCUGUCCCGGAUAUGGGCCUCGCUUCAAGUUCGUUGCCGGGAAGCCAUAUCGCUCUCAGCGCCGUCUAAAGUCAACCUCCGAACAGAAUGGCUCAUCCCCGGACUCACUUGCACUGGUCGACUCCCGGACUGUGCUUCAACUUACAGGCGAGCCGGGCAGCUGCUCGUCCAUCGCCCCGGCUGCUAUGAAUGUGACACAGUGCCUCGACAUUCUGAUUCAGGAAAUCUCCAAGCCGUUUCCUGUAACCUCGGGGCAUGUUACUUCUCGCUUGUUCGGUUCGCUCCCCACGGUUUAUGGACGCAAUAGGACCUUGGAUUCGACAAUAAGGUCCUUUACAGCGCAUCACAUUGGCAAUAUGACGAGUGAUAAGCGAGCAGUGCAAUACGCGAGACAGGUGUAUAUUGAGUCUCUGUAUCGGUUGCGGGUUUCAUUGAACAACCCCCGUGAAUGCUAUUCGUCCGAAGUGUUCUGCGCUGUAAUGAUUCUGUGCCUAUACGAGCUGUUUACCAAUACCCACGAGACGGAUGCCUGGAUGAAACAUGCCAAAGGGUUGAGUCAGCUGGUGGAGCUGAGAGGAGCAGCUCGUUUCCAGAGUGACUUCGACCAUGUGCUUCUCAAAGCCUCCCGAGGUUUGAUCGUGAUGUACUCUCUCUUUUCGGGCGAACGUUGCUUCCUAGCUUCGAAUGAAUGGCAUACCGUGAUGAUACAGCACCCGAAUACAGGCUUGGGCGCUGAUCUUGCGCGCCUGGUCGAACAAUUCUUCGUCUUCUUCACUUUCGCACCUAGUCUCGUGCACCAGCUAUACGACCUCAAAGAUGCAGAUCAUACUCAGCCGGACAUAGUCGCAAAAGCGGAUGAGUUGCUCGCUCGCGCCUUAGCCAUGCAGCGGAAGCUGCUCGCAUGGUUCGCCGAGUUCUCCGCAGUCACGCCAGUCCCAGUUGAAACUCGAUCUUCGACAGGUGAUGCGCGCUUUCCAAUCGUGCUCUAUUACUCAGAUGAAAGCUCCGCAUCUAUGUUCUGCGGAUAUUACUCUUACAUGGUCAUUAUACACGAGAUAUUGAGGGUCUGUGGAUAUCCUGGCCAGCACGCUACCACCGUUGUUUAUUUCCGGGACCAGAUCUGCAUGUCGGUUGAGUAUAAUGCCCGGGGCCUGCUGGGUCCGAACCGCAUGGGCUUCCCGUUCAAAGUAGCCUGGGAAGUUGCCGAUCCUGCCACUAAGGCUUGGAUUCAGGUUUGCUUGGAAAGGCUCUCGAAUGUCUACGCAGCCGUGCAUCCACAGAACCUCGGAUGAGACGAACAUAAUUCUACACUAAGGCAGAUGACAUUGGUACCUCAAUCA